AUGCGACGCGCCUCUUCGACAUCUUCCACUUACUCUCACGUCUCGGAUGUCUCUUCCUCUGGUGAUGCUCUCAGACCCACCUUGUCUCGCGCGUCCAGUACAGCAUGCUCGGACGAUGGCUCGCUAUCUACACCGUCCUUCCGCACUCAUCACUCGAGUGCAUCCGCAUCCAUGGAGGGCAUCGAUCUGCUUGGUUCUUCCGCUUCCGCCGCCGCGUUGCCUCUGAGUGACUUGUUCGAGACCUAUUUUUCACCGCGCAUCGACCUCGCCGGGCGCAAGUGGUCCGCCUUUUCCGGCGACAUGCGUUCGCGCGCACGUCGGAGGCGCGAAGAGCUCGUCCGCAAAGCGCGUUCCAAACGAGAGUUGCAGCAGAUGGACGAUGAACUCACCAAGAUGCGCUUACGCGUCUCUAAACGUAUCGAAAACCUGCAACAGAAAUGGAUGGAUGCUAAGGUGGUCCGUUUGCGCGACAAGAUCUCGUUCGUCGUGGGCGUAUGCAACCUCGUGGUUAGCUCAUUGGUCUUUGCGCUCAGACCCGAGCUGAUACCGACAUUGUACUCGCUUCUGGCGCUGUACUUCUUACCACUGAGGGUGUGGUCGUAUACCAGCAAAAAGUGGCAUUACUUUUUGUUUGACUUCUGCUAUUUCUUGAACGUCGCCAAUUUGCUCUUCAUUUGGGUGUUUCCCAGCUCGGAAUUCUUAUUCACUGUGUGCUACUGUGCUGCACACGGCCCGCUGGCGUUCAGUGUCGCCACAUGGCGUAAUAGUCUGGUCUUCCACUCGCUCGAAAAAAUGACUUCGCUCUUCAUCCACCUCUACCCACCUUUCGUCUUCACCACCAUGGUCCACUUUAUGCCGCACGAUGAGGCGGUCUCGAGGUUCCCAGCUUUGAAGAAUCUGAUCACAUUGAACGGAUACACGAGUUUCUGGUUUAACGUGACGAUCUACCUAAUCUGGCAACUGGUCUAUUACGAACUCAUCGUGAUCCGCAAGAAAAGCAAGAUCGAAACAGGAGAACGGAUCAAUUCAUACUCGACCAUGAGCAAAGGCAAAGGCCCAGUUGCCAACUUGCUCGGGAAAGCACCACCCAAAAGAAGGGAACCAGCAUUCAUGCUGCUGCAAUUCGUCUAUACCAUCAUCACCACCUUGCCGGCACCGUUGCUGCUCUAUCCGAACAGAACGGCUUCCGCAGUCUUCUUUGCCGGCAUUUUCGUUAUCAGUGUAUGGAACGGUGCUUCGUACUACGUCGAAGUGUUUGGAAGGAGGUUUGAAAAGGAGUUGUUGCAGUUGAGGAGCGAGUUGGAGCUCAUCCGUACCGCCGAGAAGGUGGUAGCUGAUGCCGGCAAGAAGCACAAGUCUGGAAUGGAACAGGAAGGGCAUGUGGAAGAGGAUCGAGACGAGGAUAAGGAGCAACAGGCUGCGGCUGCGGCUGCGGCUGCGGCUAGUGGUUUGCCGCAAGCUGGAGAGAAUAAGAAGGAUCAGUAA
This is a messenger RNA of Mycosarcoma maydis (corn smut), 1485 nucleotides long. RefSeq lists its product as uncharacterized. Bases 1 to 1485 code for a protein of 494 amino acids. NCBI's taxonomy places the organism in Eukaryota, Fungi, Basidiomycota, Ustilaginomycetes, Ustilaginales. The transcript is spliced from 4 exons. Gene Ontology annotation, biological process: phosphatidylcholine biosynthetic process. The record is from RefSeq and is a predicted model, not a curated record.